Molecule: messenger RNA, 678 nt
Organism: Globicephala melas (long-finned pilot whale)
Lineage: Eukaryota; Metazoa; Chordata; Mammalia; Artiodactyla; Delphinidae
Gene: CCDC169
Product: coiled-coil domain containing 169
Source: RefSeq, a predicted model, not a curated record
AUGGAGGCUGAGAAGCCGCAGAUCUGCAGUCAGUGUUCUAGGGAAGGAAGAGGCGACACCUUCGACGAUAUGAACACCGACCGCCUUAAACUGGAGUUACUGGAAGAAAGGCACCUGAAGGAUACAGUGCAACUCUCAGUGCUUGAAAUAAGACAGAAGAUAGCGGAACUGGAAGCCAAACUCAAUACUGACGAUGAAGGUGGUGAAUGGAAAACCCGUUAUGAGACACAACUUGAAUUGAAUGACCAACUAGAAAAGCAGAUUGUUUCUCUCAAAGAGAAAAUGGAAAAAAUCUGUGGAAAUCCUUCAGACAGACUGUCUUCUAUUCGUGUCCAUGAAUGCAUGCCAGUGGAAGCCUUAAAUACAUUGCUUAAACAACUAGAGAAAGAAAAAAGGAGUCUUGAAAAUCAAGUAAAGACUGCACUGAGACUGGAACGAGAGUUAAAGGGUUACCACAAGACCAGCCGUGAGCGCUGUACAUACCUUGCCGAAAGGUCUCAGGGUGGUGGUCUUCACCAGGUAAAUAAAAGGCAACAGAUGGAUCAACUGCCUAGAAUGAAAGAGAAUCUAGUGAAAACGGGAAGAUGUAAUUCAGUUAAUCAGAAGACAAUGAAUGCCAUGAGAGGACCAGUAAAAAAGAUUUCAAGAUCAAACCAUCUUCCAAAACUCAAUCUGUGA